Molecule: messenger RNA, 720 nt
Organism: Arachis stenosperma
Lineage: Eukaryota; Viridiplantae; Streptophyta; Magnoliopsida; Fabales; Fabaceae
Product: transcription factor MYB14-like
Exons: 4
Coding region: 1-720 (239 amino acids)
Source: RefSeq, a predicted model, not a curated record
AUGGUGAGAACCCCUCAUCGGUGUGAGAAAAGUGGAGUGAGGAAAGGAACAUGGACACCUGAGGAAGAUUCCAAGUUGAUUGCUCAUCUCACUACGUUUGGUCACCCCACCAAUUGGCGCCAACUACCCGGAGCUGCAGGUCUUGCAAGGUGUGGAAAGAGCUGCAGAUUAAGGUGGAUGAAUUAUUUAAGGCCAGAUGUGAAAAGAGGGAAUUAUACACAAGAAGAAGAUGACACUAUAGUCAAACUACACAAUCAGUUUGGUAAUAGAUGGUCCAUGAUUGCGUCUCACUUACAUGGAAGAUCAGACAACGAGAUAAAGAAUCGGUGGCACUCCCAACUUAAAAAGCGAUUCCAACACACUUCAGCCUCCAAUUCAAAUAAUCAUAAUGCCUUAAUUCAAUCAACGGAAGAAGAGAUAGUGAAUAAUAAUGCCACUACAAAUGAAUACCCUUAUAGUAAUCUUCACAACACUUUUCCAGCUUCUUCUCAAAGCAAUACAUAUGACGAUUUUUCUCCAUUGAGUGACUUUUUCUACACACCAGCGGUGGAUCUUGCUGCACCAUUUGGUAAUAACUCGGUUUUGGGUAUUGAUAAUGAUGAUCACUAUGCUAAUUUCCUGGAUAAUAUGGUACACAGUAGUAACAUAGUGCCAAUCGGUGCAGAUUAUGUUUGGACUCAACAGGAUUAUUCAAGUCCAAUCUAUGAGACUUUUCCGUAA